AAAAUGAAAAUUAAGAUAUUUUGGCCCAACUUCAAAGCACAAAACGAUGUGUAUUGGGCUGUUAAUUGACCACGAGAUACUCGUCGUACAGAACGCCAGUACUAAACAGUCUCACUAAAAGAACAGCAACGGCAAGGAGAGUCCCGAAACUAGACAAAAACUAUUACACACCAACGGAUCGAAAUAAAAUGCAAAAUUUUAGUGAAAAAGUGGUGUUUGCCGAUGCUAAUGAGCAAUUUGGCAGACACUUAAAAGCGGCCAUCGAUAUAGAAGCCGGUGAUGUGCUGAUCGAAGAAUCACCUUUGCUGGUGACCACCCAUUGGGAGUGUGAACAGAUGAAAUGUGCAAAAUGCUGUGAAGAUUCGUUCGUUAUGUGCAAGAAAUGCCAGUUCUUCCCCCUUUGCAUAGAUUGUACCGAGCAUGAUGCCUUUGAGUGUGAAUUUUUUACCAAAGCUACAAAGGCUAUUUCCAAAAAUCUCCUUAUCAACACAUAUGCCCUCAAUUCGAUACUGAAACUUUUGUUAGUUAUGGAGAAUCCGGCCACAUCGGAAAAGUGCACCAAUUUAGUGCCACACAAUUUCAAAUUGAAUGAAUAUCGUAACACGGACAUGUGGCAGGAUCAUGAAGUCAGUAUUGUACAACCCAUAAUGGAUUCGGGGCUCAUGGAUUGCUUUCGCAGCAUACAAAAGGCCAAGGGUGAUAUGCAAGACUCGGAUUUUUUGCAUAAAAUGUGUAUUCUGAUUGAUGCCAAUGCCUUUGAGGUAUCGAGUAAGGUCACAGGGGAUUCCUUAAAGGGAUUAUAUGUGCAUGCUGCCAAAAUGCCGCAUCAUUGCGUGCCCAAUACCGCCACUGCCAUCGAUAAUGACUACAAUAUGAAGAUCUAUGCUGCAGUGCCCAUAAAGGCGGGGGAAGUCAUUUACAAUUCUUUUACCAAUCCCUUAAUGGGCACCAUUCAACGUCAGCAUCAUUUACGCAUGACCCGCCACAUUGAGUGUCACUGCUUCCGUUGCUUAGAUCCCACCGAAUUGAAUACCCACAUGAGUUCUGUCAAAUGCAAAGAGUGCCCUGAAGGCUUUGCCAUAUGCUCGCAUGGCAAAUGGAUGUGCAUGGACUGUAAUGCCGUACUGGAUGCAGCAUCUGUUCAGAAGCUAUUGAUACAGGCUUCCGAGGAUGUUGGCAAUGCCAAUGGUGAUGUCAUGGCCUACGAGCAACUAUUGCACAAAUAUGCUGGAGAUUUUCAUCCCAAUCAUUUUCUGAUGAUCGAUUUGAAACAGAAUAUUGCCACCAUACUGAGAGCUGUGCUAAUAAAUUCCAUGCGUGAUCCCAAUAAGGAUGUUCUAAGGCGUCGGGUCGAUUUGUGUGAGGAAAUUUUGCCAGUGGUAAAGGCUGUUAUACCAGGAUAUUCCAAGCUGUAUGCGAUAGCUUUGUAUGAGUAUCUGUUGUCGUUUUUGGAAUUGGCCGAACUGGAUUUUCGCAGUAAAGAGAUACCUAAGGAUUUGUACAUUGAAAAAUUACAAGUUGCCAAAGAAAUUUGCUUGGAGUCCAAGGAGUUAUUGUCAUUUGAGCCCUCAAAUUCGCCCGAAGGUCACUUAGUAAGACGCAUUGCCAUACAACAGGAGCAAAUUGACGAGAGUCUAAGCAAGUUCGAUAGUAAAUAAACCAAUUAAAAAUGUAUCGUUAAAUCGAAAAAAAUAAAUUAAGUAGUACAAAAUAUCAA
Messenger RNA from Stomoxys calcitrans (stable fly), 1717 nucleotides. RefSeq names its product SET domain-containing protein SmydA-8 (gene SmydA-7). Gene Ontology annotation, molecular function: protein binding. The record is from RefSeq and is a predicted model, not a curated record. The coding region runs from base 189 to 1658 and encodes 489 amino acids. Lineage: Eukaryota; Metazoa; Arthropoda; Insecta; Diptera; Muscidae. The transcript is spliced from 5 exons.